Condylura cristata (star-nosed mole) is the source of this 1158-nucleotide messenger RNA. RefSeq names its product basic proline-rich protein-like. The transcript has a single exon. The annotation marks the transcript as partial. The record is from RefSeq and is a predicted model, not a curated record. NCBI's taxonomy places the organism in Eukaryota, Metazoa, Chordata, Mammalia, Eulipotyphla, Talpidae.
GCAAGCGCGGCCGCAGCCCACCCACCCCACGGGCCUCCUCCCACUCAGCUAGGGGCUGCCCAGGUCAGCCCCCUCCACUCACCUGCGGCCACCAGCCCCCUCCUCCCCGGACGGCCUUCACCGGCCAGGGCCACACCCUGCAGGCUGUCCAGGUCUGUGUCUCAGGAACGGGAUGGGCCAGGCGCGCCCCCACUGCGGAGGGCCGGCCAGCGUCUGGACGGAGGGGCUGCCCCCAGCCCUCCCCCAGACACCUCCCCGAGCGCUCGCCCCACAGCGCCCAGUGCUCUCGUGGGAGGGGCAGAGUGGCCUCCCUCGGGCCCAGGUGCCGGGCCGCACUGCUGCCCACACAGGGCAGGCGGCCGGGGAGGCCCACAGGUGCCCAGCAGCCCAGGCCUGGGCUGCUCAUUUCCUGCCGGGUGUCAGGCUGCCCAGGGUGGCGGGCAGGGGCGGUUGACCAAGGCCCACUCCCUGACCUUAGUCCCUGCCACAUCCAGGCCGGGGAAGGGGCCCCGGGCAGCGUGCUCCCCGCCCGGGGCGGCCGCUUCUGCCGUGCCCGCACCGCCUGGCAGCCUGCCCGCCCCACCGCAGGCUCCCCAGUGGGAGCGUGACCCUGAGGCGCAGCCAGGCCGACCCGCAUCUCUGCCCACAGAGCUGGCGCUAGGUGUCCGCAGGCCGGGCGGCAGGCCACCGGCAGUCACCCCUGCAGCGGGCGGUGCGGGCCCCCUGACUCUGGGGCUCCGGCCGGCGCCCAGCCCACGCCCGGCACCUGGCGCCCUGCCAGGCAGCUUUGGUUCCCCGGGUGCCUCCUCUGCCGCCGGAGGAAGCCAGAGCCCAGACCCGCGGGCACAGGCCACAGGCCCCGCGCACUGCCGCCCGCCGUGGGGCUGGGCGAGCCCCGGCCAGGCUGCCCCUUCCCCGCAGGCGCCCGAGGACUCAGGGCCCUCGCCCGCCCUAGGCUCUGAGGCAGAGGCGGUCAGCGGCCAGCCUGCUAGGGCCCCACGGCCAGCGCGAGCCCAGGGCCCGGCCCGCAGCCCGACCUGGACACGGCUGGCCAGUGAGAGCAGCAGCCCACCCUCCUUGGGCCCCUGCGGCUGUCAGGCAGGUGCGGCCGGCACUGGGGCCGCCCAAGAGAGGGCCCAGACUCGGACCGGGCCCUGA